AUGUGUGAGCAGGCAGCGCGCUACUGUCGGGACGGAGUCCACAAGCUGCUGAACAAAGAACAAGCCCAGCUCCGAGCCCAGGACCCCCGAGAGCAGCCGAGCCCCGGACCCGGUGAGGACAGCGAGCCCAGGACGGCAGCGCAGCCCGGACACAGCGGCGCCCAGCCCGGUGGAAUCGACGGGCUCGUCCGCUGGAUCGUCACCAAGAUGAGCGACAACAAGAACCUCUCCAGCCGGGAGCAGGCGUCCAGCAAGGAGGAGGCGGCCGGGGCGCAGGAGCAGUUCUUCACCCCGGAGCCCAGGAGAGGCAUCUCGGUGAUCCUGGAUAUAUUCAGAAGAGCUGACAAAGACGAUGAUGGUAAACUGUCUCUGGACGAGUUCCAGGCGUUCUUCUCUGACGGCACGCUGAACGAGGAGGAGCUGGAGAAGCUGUUCCACACCAUCGACUCUGAUAACACCAGUAAUGUUGACACGAAGGAACUCUGUGACUACUUUGCUAAACACAUGGGCGACUAUGAGGGAGUUCUGGCCUCGUUGGAAACACUCAAUCUUUCCAUCCUUAAAGCCAUGGACUUCACCAAGAAGGUUUACGAGAAAGGAAGCAACGUGGAGCAGUUUGUGACACGCUUCCUCCUGAAGGAAUCGGCCAAUCAGAUCCAGUCUCUGCUGAGCUCUGUGGAAAGUGCUGUGGACGCCAUCGACGAACAGCACAGCCAAUCAGGUCAUCUACCUGCCAAGGUGAGCCCACGAAUGUCCGAGAAGCGCAAUGACAACACUGUCCCUGACUACCCUCCGAACAACAGAGUCAGCGUGGCCAGGGAGGCUGUCAGGACCAUCAACACUGCUUCAGGUGCAGUGGAGGUGAGGAAAGAAGGUCUGGAGUCUCAGAUCAACCGCCUGGCUGAACUAAUCGGUCGACUGGAGAAUAAGACGGUCUGGUUGGAUCUGCACCAGAGGCUAACAGAGACAGAUGGCACACCCAGCGCCUCCUUGCUGCUGGUGCGCCAGGAGAUGGUGGUUUCCCAGAAGAAGCUGGGCGAGUUCUGCGAGGCCCUGAAGCAGUACCUGAAGAACGUGUCGGCUCAGAGAGACUGUUUUCAUGUGACCGCCGUGCGUCUGCCGGACGGUUUAUCCUUUGUCGUCUACGAGUUCUGGGACGGAGAGGAGGAGUGGAAGAGACACCUCCAGUCUGCCCCCAACAAAGCCUUUCAGCACGUGAAGGUGGACACACUGUGCCAGCCGGAGACCGUGUCCUCUGUAGCCGUGCCAGCCGCCUGGUGCAGCGUGAACAGGGACUGA
Molecule: messenger RNA, 1299 nt
Organism: Limanda limanda (common dab)
Lineage: Eukaryota; Metazoa; Chordata; Actinopteri; Pleuronectiformes; Pleuronectidae
Gene: necab2
Product: N-terminal EF-hand calcium binding protein 2
Exons: 13
Coding region: 1-1299 (432 amino acids)
Biological process (GO): regulation of amyloid precursor protein biosynthetic process
Cellular component (GO): cytoplasm
Molecular function (GO): calcium ion binding
Source: RefSeq, a predicted model, not a curated record